Ectocarpus siliculosus is the source of this 1545-nucleotide messenger RNA. The record is from the annotation of a GenBank genome assembly. Lineage: Eukaryota; Phaeophyceae; Ectocarpales; Ectocarpaceae.
AUGCUUGCCGGGGCUCCGCGACAUCGCCAGCAGAGCGCUUACUUUUCCCUCCCCUCCACGUCUGCCGUUCAGCCAUCACCAGACCCCCCGCCGCGCGCGCACACACACAAGCGCAGCGUGGUUGGUUUACCCAGCACCACACAAGAACGCCAACGGGCAGCACCAGGAGACACAGACGAGCCCAAGUCAUCGAUCAGGCGGCAAACGCCGAACGCAAAUCAAGGCGGCUCGACGACAUUCGCAACCUCCGCCGGAGGCAGCGGUGAUCCCGAGCCCUCCGAGACGUCUCACUAUUUUGAUUCUUCCCCUCCCGUGAGAGGGAGGAAACGGAAGGCGGCAGCAAGUGUCGCCGGCCCCGCCGGAGGUAGUUGUACGACGGGCGGCAAGAGCAGGCGCCAUCGAGGUGCUGGCGAUGCCACCGGAAAAUAUCCGAAGCUGUCUGCCACAUCCCCAAGCGCGACAACUGGCGUUUGCGCGGCUGGUACCCAGCGCCGGAGUAGCGGCAGACUCAAUGCCGUGAAGAAAGAGGAGCUGACAAGCGCGCUCGAACUCCCAGAGCCACCUCCGUCAGAUGCCAAGAGGAGGACGAAGGGCGAUGCCUCCACGAACGGGGAUUGUAAACCCCGGAGGAGGAGGGCUGCGGUCGCCACCAAGGGCGAAGUUUGCGCGCAGGCGUCCGAGGAGGGCAAGGGGAAGAAGAAGGCCCGGACGAAGGCCAAGACCAAGAUCGAAAAGGGGGAAGGGGUUCGGGAAAGGGCUGUUCCGCCGCGCUUGGCGGAGAAGGCGGCGCUGAUAAUCCAGAUUAUGGACAAGCUUUACCCGGACCCGCCCAUACCGAUCAACCACAUGGACAGCUUCACGUUGCUUUGCGGGGUGCUACUCUCUGCUCAGACCACCGAUGCUCAGGUUAACCUGGUGACGCAGGAAUUAUUCAGGGUGGCGCCCAAUCCGCAGUCUUUGUCCAAGAUGGCACAUGAGGAUCUGCAACGGACCAUCAGAUCCGUCGGACUUGCACCCACCAAGGCGAAGCAUCUAAUCGCGCUGUCGCAGCAGAUUCUAGACCGCUUCGACGGCAAGGUUCCCCAGACGUUCGAGGGCCUCCAGAGCCUUCCCGGCGUCGGGCGCAAAACUGCUGCGGUGGUGAUGGUCCAGGCCUUCAACACCCCCGCCUUUCCUGUGGACACACAUAUUCACCGAUUGGCGCUUCGCUGGGGUCUGACCAAGAAUGAAAAGAACGCCAGCAAGGUGGAAGAGGACCUUAUGGCCGUAUUCCCAAGAGACUCGUGGGCCAAGUUGCACCUUCAGUUCAUCUACUUCGGCCGUGAGCACUGCCAGGCUCGCGUGCACGACGCUUCGGCCUGCCCCAUCUGCUCUUGGGUAAAGAAGACUGGACCCGGCUCCCCAAAAGCGUUGGCGCAGCUGACCUGCCUGAACGACUACCUGGCAUCCCCUACCCCCACCAAGAAGUCCAGCAAGAAUGCCAUCGUCUACAGCGAGAGGAAGCUAGAGAUGGAACAGUUCAGAAUGAAACUGGAAGACAGCUGA